UUUUCUGGUCUAUAUGAUUCUUCUUCCCGUUAUUAUAUAUCCUAUGCUUACUCCCAAAUGAAAAUCAAGAUCACCAAAACGCCCCAUAGCAGCCCUUCACAGCUCCUGAAAGUAUGCUUCUUUCCCUUCGUCUGAUUUGGAUCCCUUUUAUGAUAUGGAUAACCACUGCAGCUGACUUCGAAACACACUACUGUGGCCUCAACACCACCAGCCACAUCAACGGCACCGCUUACUAUUCAAAUGUCAUUCAAGUUCUUGGCUCACUUUUUUCAGAUAAAUCCGUCGAUGAUAUCAGGAAUUUCUCAGACAAGAGUGCUGGAAACAGACCUCCAGACAAAGCCUAUGGGCUUUACCUUUGUCGGGACGAUGCACUCCCGAACGACUGUCGUAACUGUUUGCUUAAAGCCCGUGCUAAUAUUGAGGUGUCAUGCCCAUUCUCAGUAGCGGCAGUGUGGUGGAGCGACCUCUGCAUGUUGCGCUAUGCCAACUAUUCGAUGGUCUCGGUUAUGGACUCCGACUCUUUUAUUUCAGAGUGCAACAAGAUAGAUAUUUCUGAAAUGGUUGCGGAACAAAGUCGGUUCUGGGAAGCUGGUACAACUUUGAUGGGUCAAUUAGCAUCCCGGGCUUCAAAACAAGAAUCCAAGCUUCUUGCACAUGAUGAGCAAAAUUACCAUGGUAGUAAUAUGACUAUUUAUGGAUAUGUUCAGUGCACACCAGAUUUAUCGAGCUCCGAUUGUGAUCGAUGCCUUCGAGAUAGUAUAAGAAAUCUGCGGCGUUAUUGUUUCGGGAGAGAAGGAGCACGCGUGCUAACCCCUAGUUGUAAUGUUAGAUUUGAGAUCUAUAAGUUCUUAACAUAUGCAGCAAACACGCCAGACACAAAUGGGAAAAAGAAAAUUUCAUCAACUAUAAUUGCAGCCAUCGUUGCUAUAAUUGGUGUGCUUGUGGUGAUAGCUGGCAUAUGCUACUGGUUCAUAACGAAGAAACCGCGUCCGAUCAUAUUCAAGGAUUUCAAGGAUGAAACUGGUGAGAGCGAAAUGAUAACAGAGCAGUCUCUGCAGUUUGAAUUGGGCACGAUCCAAGCAGCUACAGACAAUUUCUCUCUACAUAAUAAAAUAGGUGAAGGUGGGUUUGGUGGAGUAUACAAGGGGAUUCUUCAAAAUGGGAGUCAAAUAGCUGUGAAGAGACUAGCCAAAAGCUCGGGACAAGGUGCGCUGGAGUUCAAGAACGAAGUUGUAUUACUAGCCAAGCUUCAACAUAGAAAUCUCGUUAGACUAUUGGGAUUUUGCCUCGAAGAUGAAGAGAAGAUCCUCAUCUACGAAUACGUUCCUAACCACAGUCUUGACUUCUUUCUAUUCGAUCCCGCAAAACAAGCGCAAUUGGAUUGGCCAACACGUUACCGCAUAAUCGGAGGAAUUGCUAGAGGGAUGUUGUACCUACACGAGGAUUCUAGAUUAAGAAUCAUCCAUCGGGAUCUCAAAACUAGCAAUAUACUGUUAGACGAAGACAUGAAUCCAAAAAUUUCAGAUUUUGGCAUGGCAAGGAUUAUUUUUGGAAAUCAAACACAAGCAAUGACAAAUAGAAUUGUUGGAACUUAUGGAUACAUGUCGCCAGAGUAUGCGAUGCAUGGCAGCUUUUCCGUGAAGUCAGAUGUAUUCAGUUUAGGUGUAUUGGUUCUCGAGAUCAUUAGUGGUAAACGAAGCACAAGUCUCUUUCAAUUUGGUUACGGUGACCUUCUACACCAUGCUUGGAAUAAAUGGAAGGAUGGAGAACCAUUCGGGAUACUUGACCCGAGCUUGGUGGACUCUACCUCACAAAACGAAGUCUUGCGUUGCAUCAAUAUCGCCUUAUUGUGUGUUCAAGAAGAUGCUGAAUUAAGGCCUUCAAUGGCAUCUGUACUCCACAUGCUCAGCAGUUACUCGGUUGCUUUACCGUUGCCUCAAAAUCCUCCAUUUGUAUCUAGGAAUAGAGUUAGACACGUAACGUCAAAAAUGGCGGAAUCAGAUGACAGUAUAUGCACUGUUUGGCCUACUGAAACUUCACAAAUUACCGAUGUACAUCCUCGAUAAACAUCACUUAAAUGAAUUAGUCACUAGUUGUUACACGUUGUAUCAUUUUUUUUGGAAUAAAGGUGUCCUAUAAUAUCUUUGAA
This is a messenger RNA of Cynara cardunculus var. scolymus (artichoke), 2149 nucleotides long. Its product is annotated as cysteine-rich receptor-like protein kinase 5. Lineage: Eukaryota; Viridiplantae; Streptophyta; Magnoliopsida; Asterales; Asteraceae. Bases 114 to 2066 code for a protein of 650 amino acids. The record is from RefSeq and is a predicted model, not a curated record. The transcript has 7 exons. Gene Ontology annotation, biological process: protein phosphorylation. Gene Ontology annotation, molecular function: ATP binding; protein kinase activity.